AUGAUUUUUAUAUGUUCCAACCUGUACUUGGCUGGAAUCUGGAGCUUUGAAAGUUUGGCUUACCUUCGGUUCACCUGGAAGCUAUACAGGAGGCCUGGCUUCAGAUAUUGUGUGGGUCUCAUGUGUAUUGGCCCUGUGUUCUUGCCUUUGCUGUGGAUAUUUCAGAUUUUGGCUUUCGAUUUGCAAAGCCAAUGGACAGUAUUGGGACAGAGCAUUCCGAGUGGCCUCCUACUGCUAUUCGCAUUGGACUUCCUAGCAUUCCCCGCAACGCCAGUCCACGAGUGGUCGAGCAACGACGAGCAGCUGGCCAGCACCCAGUUCAGGCGCUCCCUGCUGCACUUGUUCCUCGGGGGCAACAACAGCUUCGGGAUGAAGCUGAUAGAUGCACUCUGGACUGCCGAGCACGGCGACCUCUCGCGGCUCGAGCGGUACUUGGCGGACCCCAGGCAGGCGCCCUCGGUGCUGGCGCUGUGCCGCCGGGAGCAGCGGGCGGAGGCCGAGGACAGGUCCGGGCGCCUGCGCCGGAAGGCAGCGCCCGGCGCGGAGGGCAGCGACGGCCCGGCCGAGUGA
Prorocentrum cordatum is the source of this 570-nucleotide messenger RNA. The record is from the annotation of a GenBank genome assembly. Lineage: Eukaryota; Dinophyceae; Prorocentrales; Prorocentraceae.